GAGUGAGCCUUGUUGUGAAUAGACGAUCUUUGCAAACAUCCAGCAGCCAUACUUGAUUCGCGGGUCGCGUAUGGAGGGACUCCGCGGCUGCAGCAGUGGAACCCCGCCGUCAGCGCCUCGGAACCGUUAACAGGUUAAGAUGACUGACUUCAUUUGAACGAUUUAGCCCCGAGAAAGCUGCAAACGGGAAGUGCAAACACGGGAAGACUCAAACUGCUAUCAGUUGUCUGUCGCCCGUUAACGGCAUUCUGACAGCUCGACAUCACCGCCAGCAGUCGUAGUAAUACAUUGACAGGUAUGUCUUCGCCCGCCUCACGAGACACCGUCGGUAAAAAGAAGCACGUCCGUUUCGCCAGAAUGGAGGACGACGAAGACAACGACGACCAGGAGGAGGACACCCUGUUUGACAAGAGGAAGGACGCCGGGAGAGGGCUGAAGAGUGCGCUGAAGGCGGUCAAGAGGACGACGAGACCGGGAUGCGAUGACCGGGUGGAGGUGGUCGGAGGAAGGAGGGGAAAUGGAACGUGCGGGCGCUGGGUGGUCACCCUCCUGCUCUGUGCAUCUUUCCUGGGCUUGGGGAUGAGUAUCUCUGUUCUUGGCCCCACGUUCGAGGACCUGGCUAUGAACGUGAAGAAGAACAUCAGCAACAUUUCUUACAUCUUCGUCGGUCGCUCUGCGGGCUACAUCGGCGGGUCCCUCUUAGGAGGCAUUCUCUUCGACUGCAUGAACCCCCAUCUCCUGCUAGGGUUUUCUGUGCUGAUCACGUCGUUUGGAAUGUGUGCUAUCCCUUUCUGUAAGCAGGCUCUGCUCCUCACCGGGCUCAUGUCCAGCAUUGGGAUGUCUAUGGGUGUUCUGGAUACAGGCGGUAAUGUCCUCAUACUGAACACAUGGGGUGAGCAGGCGGGUCCUCACAUGCAGGCUCUGCACUUCAGCUUCGCAGCCGGGGCCUUUGUGUCUCCGAUCAUAGCCAAGCUGCUGUUUGGGCCUGACGGGAACAGCAGCACAGGAAUCAUAGCAGCCAACUCCACGCCUCCUGUCACCGCAGAACAAAUCACCAAAAGCCCCGACGCUCGCGCAGUCAUCAGCUACGUCCAGAGCAGGAGCAGCACCCUCAAGUCCAUGUGGGCCUACGUUGUGAUCGGCUCUUUUGUCUUUAUCAUCUCCUUCCUCUUCUUCAUCCUCUACUCUCGCAGGAGCAUGUCACAUGACAAAGCCCGCACCUUGUCAGGAAAGCCCCUGGUGGCCAAACAUCACAUGGCUCUUGUUGUCCUGCUCUUCCUCUUCUUCUUUGCUUACGUAGGCGCUGAGGUAGCAUACGGCUCCUUCAUCUUCACCUUCGCCAAGGACUACGCCCACAUGCAUCAGUCUCAGGCAGCUGGGCUCAACUCGUUGUUCUGGGCGACGUUUGCUGCCUGCAGGGGGUUGGCCAUCUUCUUUGCAGCCUGCAUGCACCCUGGCACCAUGAUCCUGCUCAGCCUGGUGGGCUCCACUGUGUCCUCUCUGCUUCUCUGCCUCUUCAGCAGGGAGAAGGUGGCCCUGUGGCUUUGCACUGGUCUGUACGGGGCUUCCAUGGCCACCACGUUCCCCAGCGGCAUCUCCUGGGUGGAGCAGUACACCACAGUGACAGGCCACACGGCAGCAGUCUUCGUGGUGGGUGCAGCACUGGGUGAGAUGGUGCUGCCUGCUCUUGUAGGCUUCCUGCUGGGGAAGUUCCAGGACCACCCCCUGCUCAUGUACCUGUCACUCAUCACCGCCACCUUCACCUCCAUCCUCUUCCCAGUCAUGUACAAGCUGGCCUCGGCCCCCAGCGGCCAGAGCAGGAAACCCCACACCAGGGGCCGGCCUGACGCCGAUGACAGUGAGUAUCGUCAGGCGCUGCUGGACUCAGGAGCCAAUGACGAGGAGGAGGAGGAGGAGGAGGAGGAGGAGCAGGACGAGGCUGAUCAGUGGAACGACGCAGACUUUGAGGUCAUCGAAAUGGAUGAUACGGCAAGUCUCAUCAGUUCACCCAGCAAGGCUGCCUCUCCUCCUGAUGUCACUGGCCUAACAGGGAGCUCUGCUGCCUCCAGCACCCAGGUGCCAGAGCCUGCAGGUGGAGCCCCUUUCUCAGACACCAUCUCCCUGGCAGGAGACUCCCCCAGACACAAACUACUGCUCUCUCUGGACAGAGAAAAGAGAGACUGACACCUGCUCCUGUGACUCCUAAGUGCUGUUGAUGUCUCACUAAACACUAGAAGAGCCAUGCCUUCAACAUAUGUGUCCAUUUGUUGUCCAGAACCUGAAAACUCCAAUAUUUAUGAAGAGUUCUGAUGACUUACUGUGCAGUGAAGGCAACGCUGACUACUGACCGAAACCUGUGCAGCUUAUAAACGGCCCAUGCAGUGUGUCGACUGAAGGUUUUGGUUUUGCAGACUCAUCAGCAUCUUUUAAAGCUUUUGGACCCGUCCUGGAUGACCAAGGAUCAGAUUUUGAACUGUAUUGCUACACUACAGAUUGUUAUAAAUAAUAUAAUGUCAUUGAUUCUCUACACAGAGAGGACUUCUGUUCUCUAGCCUUCCCUGACCUAGCGAACAGAAGUCCCGGGGCUGGUAGAAUUCAGUGCCUUGCUCGAGGACAUGUGAGCAGAGUGGAUGAGUUGAACCGGGGACGGUCACCCUCUUCAUCACGCCACCCUCCUGCCACGAAACAGAUUUUUGAAAAUGUAAUUUAAUUUUGCACUAUUGGAGCGAUUUCAUCAACAGCAGGAAAUGUGUAUGAUGGUAGUUGUAAGAUUUGAAUGAAGAAUAAUUUUUUUUGGUGCACUUUUGUAAAGAUCAGAUUUUUGAUUUGUUCUUGUCAUGAACUGUAAUGUGUCAUGUGGCUCUAAAUCACGUGUUGUCACUGUGAUUCAUAUGGAUUCUUUGAAACUCAAUCAUUGACAGAAGGCAUUUUAAUACAUUGACUUUUUAUUAUAUCAAUCUCAAACCUCAACCCACAGCAAUGUCCAUUAAAAACAAACCAAAAAACA
Siniperca chuatsi (mandarin fish) is the source of this 3007-nucleotide messenger RNA. It is a transcript of the gene slc60a2b, whose product is annotated as major facilitator superfamily domain containing 4B. The coding region runs from base 298 to 2184 and encodes 628 amino acids. Lineage: Eukaryota; Metazoa; Chordata; Actinopteri; Centrarchiformes; Sinipercidae. The record is from RefSeq and is a predicted model, not a curated record. The transcript is spliced from 4 exons.